Molecule: messenger RNA, 675 nt
Organism: Aspergillus mulundensis
Lineage: Eukaryota; Fungi; Ascomycota; Eurotiomycetes; Eurotiales; Aspergillaceae
Product: histone deacetylase complex subunit SAP30 Sin3-binding domain-containing protein
Exons: 2
Coding region: 1-675 (224 amino acids)
Biological process (GO): regulation of DNA-templated transcription
Cellular component (GO): histone deacetylase complex
Molecular function (GO): protein binding; transcription coregulator activity
Source: RefSeq, a predicted model, not a curated record
AUGGCGCCCCCGCGCCAGCGGACCACAGCCGUUCAGGACGACUCGCGAUCUGAAGCGUCCAGUACAACAACAAAGGAACUGAAGGCCGCGGCAACCAAAGGCAGAAAAGGUACAAACGGUGUCACAACGACCACUAUCUCUCGAGAGGUCAAGGUCACUACAAAUGUUACCAGCGCCCCCGCUACACAAGGCGAGCAACCGGACAACCUCCCAAGAAUCCCUUGGUCCGAGAUGCCUCUCGACUUCCUCCACUCCUACCGACACGCCUACAAGUUGAACUGUCCUAGCGCACACUCCAGCGAAUACUCGCAUAAUCUUCUUUCACGAGGGAUCGGUCUCCUAUCACCAACGGCCAUUGCUGCACAGCGAGCUCAACGUCACGGUUCCCAACAGACGAACGGUUCGUCACGACAACACCAUAGCCGAAGCCGCCUCAAUGGCAUUAGCGGAGGUUCCCACAAUUUCUCUUCGAAAAAGGCCAACACUCACAGCGGAAAGGGUUCAUUGAACCAUAUCGUCGGUCAGGAUCGUGUGUCUAAAACUCAGCUCGCCACGGCCGUCCGCAAACAUUUCAAUAGCGCCGGUCUGGUGGAACAGGAGGCCAUCGCACGAUUCCUUUACAAAGUUCGCGAAGAAGGUCGAGGACGACACUUUCGACUGAAAUUCCAACCUUGA